UAUUCGCCAAAGGCUGGCUACUUACCCCAAGUGCUUCGAACAAUCCCACCGCUCAACGACAAGAAGUUCAUCGAACAGAAUUUCGCUAAUUGCCUUGUGAAACCGUACGCGUUGCCGCCAGUGAGGUUCACGGACAAACGGGUUGUCUACUGGGCUUACAAUAAUUACGACGGGUUUGUCGUGCUUCACGGCACUGACACAUUAGCAUACACGGCUAGCGCGUUAUCGUUUAUGAUGGAGAAUCUUGGGAAACCGGUGAUAAUUACGGGAAGUCAGAUACCAGUCGCUGAAGUGCGUUCAGAUGGUAUGGAGAAUCUCAUUGGUGCGUUAGUCGUCGCUGCAAAUCUGGACAUUCCUGAGGUGUGCGUUUACUUCAACAACAAGCUUAUGAGAGGUAAUCGUACUAUCAAACUCGACAAUGCUGCGCUUGAAGCUUUCGACAGUCCGAAUAUGCAUCCUUUAGCCAAAAUGGACAUUAAAAUAAAAGUCAACUACGACUCCAUUUUCCGUAGCCCGAAUGUGAAUCCGUUCACCGUCCACGACAAUCUUUGCCGUGAUGUUGGACUGCUGCGAAUCUUCCCGUCAAUGAGCAUUGAAUCGGUACGCGCAUUCCUGAAACCACCUACGAAGGGGGUCAUACUGCAGACGUUCGGUGCUGGUAACAUGCCGACAAGACGAAAGGAUAUCAUCGAAGCGUUAACCGAGGCGAUCAAUAGAGGGUGCCUUGUUGUCAACUGUUCUCAAUGUGUCAAGGGGCAAGUGGAUGUGAACUAUGCUACAGGA
Messenger RNA from Ostertagia ostertagi, 783 nucleotides. NCBI's taxonomy places the organism in Eukaryota, Metazoa, Nematoda, Chromadorea, Rhabditida, Trichostrongylidae. The record is from the annotation of a GenBank genome assembly.